AUGCCCGACGGCCGCGAUAUUCGCACGCUCAAGUACACUGCCUUCGAGCUAACGUACGACUGCAAGGAGCGCACAGCGCUGCGUUGGUUCUAUGCCAUGGGCGAAGACGUUGGCAAUGAGAAGCGCCCGUCGUCGUUCUAUUACGACCCCAACAUGCCGGAAGGCUGCUUGCAGCAAAAGUCGGUCAAGGCAUACUCGAACGGCUACGAUCGCGGUCACUUGGUUGCUUCCAACCAUAUGGAUACGAACCCCGCCAUCGCCCGCGAGUCGCACUACAUGAACAACAUUGUGCCGCAAGUGUCGACGUUCAACCAGGGCAUUUGGGCUAAAACCGAGAUGGUCCAAGAGUGCUAUCGUGACAUCCGUCCCGUCACGACGUAUGGCGGCGUCAUCUACGAUGCUGACUCGGAGACGCAGUUCGUCGCGGGCUGGGGCAUCAAGACGCCGAGCUUCUUCUGGAAGGUGGUGCUCACGACGGACUCCAACGGCGCCGACAAGAUUAUCGCGUGGUACUUUCCCAACAAGGAAGGUCUCGGCAAGCUUGACGAGUACUUGGUGUCGGUCAACUUCAUUGAAUCCAAGCUCAACGACGACCUUGGCCCGAUUCCAGUCCCAGAUGCGCUCAAGAAAAACGUGGAGCCCGUGACGUGGCCUCUUCCCAACAAUUGCGAUCGCGGCCGCCGCUUGUUGUAAGCGCACUUGACGCUCGAUGCAGAGCCUUUUGGCGACACAAGACGACGUGUAUAGAUUCAAUACUGCUUGUAUUUGGUAAAGAAAAAUAGAGCAGUACACUACAUUCAACA
Saprolegnia diclina VS20 is the source of this 803-nucleotide messenger RNA. RefSeq names its product DNA/RNA non-specific endonuclease. The record is from RefSeq and is a predicted model, not a curated record. Lineage: Eukaryota; Oomycota; Saprolegniomycetes; Saprolegniales; Saprolegniaceae. The coding region runs from base 1 to 693 and encodes 230 amino acids. Gene Ontology annotation, molecular function: endonuclease activity; metal ion binding; nucleic acid binding. The transcript has a single exon.